UUUCCAAUAUGGCGAGCUCGUUGAGCUCCUCUAUGGAAGUCACUGGGUUUAGUGACAGUGACAUGAGCGCAGACGAAAGCACUUCGUCUGUUGCUCAUAGAGAAAAAAAUCUCAUGUCCCUUUUGAAGCAGGAGAACAGAGUAUUGAAAAUGGAACUGGAAACAUGUAAAUUGCGCUGUAAACAACUUCAGGAGGAAAACAGGGCUCUUCGCCAGGCGAGCGUCUCAAUUCAAGCAAAAGCAGAACAAGAGGAAGAAUUUAUCUCAAACACUCUACUAAAAAAGAUUCAGUCACUAAAGAAGGAGAAGGAAACCUUGGCAAUGAAUUACGAGCAAGAGGAGGAAUUUCUCACAAAUGAUUUGUCAAGAAAACUUAUGCAGUUGCGUCAAGAAAAGAUUCAGUUGGAACAAACAUUAGAACAAGAACAAGAGUAUCAAGUCAACAAGUUGAUGAGGAAGAUUGACAAGCUUGAGUCAGAUGUUACUUCAAAACAGACCACUUUGGAACAGUUGAGAAAAGAAAAGGUUGAUCUUGAGAACACAUUGGAACAAGAACAAGAAUUACUAGUUAAUAGACUCUGGAAAAGGAUGGACAGAUUGGAGGCAGAAAAAAGGAUGCUUCAAGAGAAGCUAGAAGAACCCAUUUCUGAGCCACCCUCCCCCCGACAGUUUGCAGAUGGAGAGGACGCUGUGGAGGACUUAGCUUCUCACAUAACGUCACUGAGGGAGGAAAUAAGGAGAUUAAAACAACAGCUAGCUAAGUCUGAAGCUGAUUAUUGUGAGAAGAUGGCAGCCUAUGCAAAGGAAGAACGCCACAUUAAAGAAGAAAAUAUCAGAUUACAGAGAAAACUGUUGCGAGAGAUGGAAAGACGAGAAGCUCUGAGUAGACAGCUGUCAGAGAGUGAGUCAAGUUUGGAGAUGGAUGAUGAAAGACACUUCAAUGAGAUGACUUCGCAUGGGACUCAGUCGAUGAGAGACCGGACGUCAUCCAGUCCUCUUCCCUUAACUACCAACAGACCCAUAUCUCCAGGUUACGGCUUCACUCCACCUUCACCGCGCAUGCCCAGAUAUCCUUCUAAUGAGAGGCUGAGUGGGUCCCAUUCUUCCGCGAAUUCUUCACCGCCUACUCACACAGUGCAGAGAGCGCACCGGACUCAGUCUUCCCCUGGCACGACGGUGCAUGGACCCAGGCCCUCAUCAGGAUCAUGAAUCCAGUGAAAUGACCGGGAACCCAAUCAAAAACAAAUUGGGAGAUAUAUGUAUCAGGCCAAGAUCACGUGAAUUAGUUGUAAACAACGGGAAGAAAAAGUAGUUGUGAUGUGUUCGUGUUUUAUAAAAGGUUCCUUUCAGUGAUGUAAAAAAUUCAAUGAAUUACUCAUAGGAUAACCAGGUAACAAGGAUUAUUGAUGUAAAUUUGUUGAAAGAUGAGGUUCACGGAAAGUUAUGAUUUGUGCGUCGCAGCAAUGAUAGCAAGAAAUGUCAGAUUUUUUACUGUGAGAGUGGUUCUUCUCCUAUCACUGUGUUUAAAAGAUUCUAUAUAAACUGACUUAUCAGGCAUUUGAUGUAGAAGUUCA
Pocillopora verrucosa is the source of this 1573-nucleotide messenger RNA. Its product is annotated as coiled-coil domain-containing protein 6. The record is from RefSeq and is a predicted model, not a curated record. NCBI's taxonomy places the organism in Eukaryota, Metazoa, Cnidaria, Anthozoa, Scleractinia, Pocilloporidae.